GUGUUACGUUAUUCAAUGAGAGAAACACGUGUUAAUUAACACUGAGUAAGAAUGGGCAAAAAAAAGGGAAGAAAAGGGAAAUGUGCCAAAGGCGCUGAACAGUCUGCUGCUAGUCAAGAACCAGAAGAACUUAAAAAUGCCCCUCAUACUUUUGUUAUUUAUAGAGGAAAGUUAGGGAAAUACACUGCUGAAUUACUGAGAGAUUUCAGAAAAGUUAUGGAACCUUUUACUGCUUCUAAUUUAAAAGUUCAAAAACGAAAUGUUAUCAAGGAUUUCGUUUCUGUAGCAGGUUUGCUGCAUGUCACGCAUCUUGUGGUGUUUACCAAAACCGAGAUUUCUAUCAAUUUACGUAUUGCGAGACUUCCGAGAGGUCCCACUUUGACUUUUCGUGUUUUGAAUUAUACUCUUGCCAGAGAUGUGAUCUCUUCUUUGAGAAGACAAGUGACGUACGCUAGCCAGUUUAUGAGUCAUCCGUUAUUAGUAUUGAACAAUUUAAGUGGUGAAGGUAUGCAUUUAAAAUUGAUUGCUUCCAUGUUCCAGAAUAUGUUUCCAUCAAUCAAUAUUAAUAAUGUAAAUCUAAAUGGAAUUAGAAGAUGCGUACUGUUAAAUUACGAUCCCGAAAGUGAUACUUUUGACUUCAGACAUUAUACCAUAAAAGUUAUUCCGUGCGGAGUUAGUAAACCAAUCAAGAAAAUAAUCCAGAAUAAAGUUCCAAAUUUGAGUCAGUUUGAAGAUAUAAGUGAAUUUAUCACGAAAUCUGGAAAUCUGUCGGAAAGCGAAGCCGAACCAGACGGUCCGGAGAAUGAAGUCGUUCUACCCCAGCACAUAUCGAGCAGAGGGAAUAUAAAGUCCGAAAAAAGUGCUAUUAGAUUGAUUGAAUUAGGUCCGAGAAUGACGUUGCAGCUUAUAAAAAUAGAAGAAGGAUUAAUGGAAGGUGAAGUAAUUUAUCACAAAAUCAUUUCGAAGACACCCGAAGAAGUUAAAUUGUUGCAAACAAGGAGAAGAAAGAAAACAUUACUUAAGAAAAAACGAAAGCGGCAGCAAGAAGAAAACGUCAAGAGAAAACAGAUGCAACAGAAAGAUUCUAAAGCCAGAAAAGAGAAAGGGGAAAAGGAAGAGGAGGACAACGAAAGUGAAAAUAACACAGAACAGUUUAUGAAACAAGGAGGAGGAAAACCACAGGGAACGUUUUUAAAGAAACGCAAAAUGCUACAGAAAACAGAGAACAUUCCCCGCAAAAAGAUGCACCUGGAAGGUGAAAUGAAUGUAGAAAAGAAGCAAAUGGUAAAAAAGAAAGAAGGUUUGUCUUUUCAGAAAGUAUUAGAACAGAGGAGAAAGAAAAAGAAGAAACAAUUACUAAAAAAGAAAAAGAAAGUGUUAAAAUAAUGACACCGACAGACAAGUAAGAUAAAAACUUAAUGAAAAAUAUGAGAUUGUAUCAUCUACAUAUUUUUGUAUAUAUUGAAUUUUAUUAAAAUAAUAUGGAAAUUUUUUAUUGAAUAAUUUCUUAAGAUUGUAUUAUUACAGAGAAUAAGACAAUUUUAUUUAUAAAAAAAUAUUGUGACGUGUAUAAAUUAUUAUGGACAGCAACCGUUAAAGAUAGACAUGGUAAUUCAGACAAUGAUUACGAAGGCAACGCGGUUGCAGAACUUUGUCAAAUUAUCAAAAAACGAGAAGAGAACAAAGUGCAUUGAUAACAAUUGAUUGCUUUAUGUUUUGCAGUGACUUACAUUGACAUUUACCAAGUUCUCGAUUCCAUGACAUAUUCAAUUGAAAAGGUAGAUUAAACUGUAAUUUAGAAAAUUCCUCACUUUCCAACAGUAAUUGUUUAAUAAACAAGCGUUUUUGGCCAUAUUUGGU
Molecule: messenger RNA, 1860 nt
Organism: Centruroides sculpturatus (bark scorpion)
Lineage: Eukaryota; Metazoa; Arthropoda; Arachnida; Scorpiones; Buthidae
Gene: ppan
Product: suppressor of SWI4 1 homolog
Exons: 8
Coding region: 52-1386 (444 amino acids)
Biological process (GO): rRNA processing; ribosomal large subunit assembly
Cellular component (GO): preribosome, large subunit precursor
Molecular function (GO): rRNA binding
Source: RefSeq, a predicted model, not a curated record